AUGCUGGGGAGAUUGAUACAAGGCUAUGGUCGCAGUGGCCAGCUAGAGAGUGCGACCGACGAGUCGCACACGCGCGCCCUUCUCUGGCCAGAGAUUCACUCCGAUGCGCGUCCUCAAUCUGUUUCGCCGCCGACCACUCCUCUUGGAUCUCCCAGCUUCCGCGUAUCCCCCUUCGAUGAUCGGGUCGGCCUGGAAUUGAACGAGACAAGAGACCUGAGGUUGAUCAUUGCUCAGGAUGCGUUCGGCACAAACGAUAGGCCGAUGGUGCUAUUGGACACACACAAUCUCGAGCCUGGUGCUUCAUCUCCUGGACCCGGCCCCCAAAAGAUGGGAGGCCCGUUGUACCCCGGCGAGACAGGAGGUCGCUCGAUACCGGGUGCGCCUGUGCAUAGCCAUGUAAGGAACAGGAGUUCCACGAUCUCGGGCGCAUCUGCAUCAUGGUCCCGCCCGUUCAAAGAACCGGAGUCGACAGACCACCUCAGCAAUAUCCUCGACUGCAUGUUCGGCGUCAGCAGUGCGACGAAGCUGGGGUCGAGCACCAAAAUGCAUUUUCUGCCUGGUGAUCGAAGCUCUCCCACCGAUCUGGGUCCACGCCCUCCCUCGAAUGCUACCAGUCCUGCCAUCGCACGCGUACCACUUCUGAGAGCAAGGACUUCUACACAUGCUGCGAAUGCGCAACGCCAAGCGUCAUCUUCGAAAGAAGCAGACGUGGAGUCGCGUGACGCGAUAUUGAUCACUCGCAUGUUCCCGGUCAGCCUUCAUGACAGCCAGGAUGAUCUGAGGCAACAUCGGGAUUCUUCUGCUGGUGGAAAUGCCGAUCCCGCUUCUCCGGCGUCCCUAGGAAGGGAACAGCAAGAGUCACCGAGCCUGCAGAGCAAGAAACCGAAGCUCGUGGAGAAGAAAACACCAGUCUAUGCAGCGGCCUUGUUAUGCUAUCUACCACGAUCGGGUGACCAACGCCCGGGCACCUCAGCCGCACGGCCAUCAUCUAGGGCCUCAACGAUGGCAUCCUCUACUCCCAACUCAUAUGGUUCAGACUCCUUGUCAUCCUGGACGAUCCUGAAUUCUAUUCCUGACCAUCUCUUAUCGUCGGAUACUUCAGCGCAGUUGACUGACCAAGGCAUUGAGACGAUUGUGAAGAACUGGAAUGUCAUAUUGAGGAGUUUAGCUGUGGUUGAGAGACUAGCUCGUGUCGAGGUCGGUAAACUCUUGCAGGAGGUCAAUCUUGCGAUGAUAUCUUCUGCUGCCAAGGCACCCAAAGGCCCGUCGGAACAACGUACGAAUCAGCGGAACGUCUACAUACGCUCGUCAAACGUACUAGCUCGAAAUGCCACCCUUCAGCAGGUGGCCAAACAUGCCUUGUGGAGGAUCUCGUACGCUCUCCGUAUCCCGCGUGUAGUGACAGGCUUCGGUCUCGACUACGGGGGACCUUGGCUUGAUGAAGCGAGAUACCUCGUUCGUGCAUGUGGGAACAAGCAACACAACUUCUUCCUGUUCAACCUCCUGACUGCCUUUUUGGGCAACCACACCGAAUGGCUCGAACGCCUCGGGCCUGAGUGGUAUCGAAAGCAGUUUCAAGCUUUGAACCAGAGACGCUCCAGACCUUGCAACCUUGCUUCCCGAACAGUGAUAGUUUGUGAUAGCCGCUCGAUGGCACGGCGCCUCAUUUUCCUCCUGGCCUCAUUUCUACCACUCUCGCACAAUGUGGACCCUACCGCAAGACUUGGUAGCGGCUUCCUCUCUCCUUUAUCCACACCCGACAUCAGCACCUCGUCGUUCACUGAUCGGCUUCUUGGUGAAGGCUUGAUCCGCGGUCAUACUCAUGCUCCAUCCCGGGAUGGUCCCGCGGCUGUCUCCCGGAGGAGUGCCGCAGCGCUCUCUACCAGUGCUUCAUCAACCGACAGUGUCGGUGGCAUUGCAGGGCGUUUGGGUAAGAGCUCUCGCUCUGGACUUCCUCGGUCGAAAUAUGAAUCCGGCUCUGUUAGGAACCCUUCCAUAUUGUCACCCUCCGACGAUCCGAGCCAUCUCCACAAAACGAAUCCUGCAUACUCCACCACUGCUUCCAACAGCGGCACACCUGUACCAUUUUUCUCAACCAAGCGGGACAGUUACUUUCCAGAAGGGGUCAUCGCAGAGGGCGAUGCGAGUGGUGCCAGCGCUGAUCUGGCGAGAAUACUCCGAAGAGACAGUACCAGUAACCCUCAAACGGCAACAUCAAGCAUUAGCUGGGGGUCUUUGAUCAGCAAUGUCAGCGGACUCUGGGCCAAGAAGCCCGGCCCACCGCCUGAGACGCACGAAGCUACCAUCAGCAGCUUGAGGGAUCGGCGCAGGCACGCCCCCCAGACGUCCCCCAUACAAGACUUACACUCUAACCAUCUGGAGCGCAUGGUCGAUGAGGCCACUCAUCUACCAACGACGGCGCUCCAAAACGAACGUGACGGUGGCUCGGGUGAGACCUGGAGACCAUCGACGCCUACUGAUGCUCAACCGCCACGUCUUCGGGUCGAUGACAAAGACGGGGUGGUUGAUGUUGACGUCAAUAUUCCAGGAUUUAUAGGCUGGGAAGAAAACAAGGACGCUUCUGUCGCAUCCUCUUUUCGGCGCCACUCACCAUACCAUCCCAGCACAGAUGAUGCCACCUCUUCAUAUAGCUCGAGAUCUAACCGACUCUACAGCAACAAGUCGUUGAGUACCACGAACGUGGCAGGCUAUCUGAGAAGAUAUCAUGAAGAUUUUAUCCUUCAAGGUGUGAAACCGUACUCAGAAUUGCAGGAGGAGAUCAAACAAAGUAUGUCACAGGAAAUUACUCCUGUCGACGACAUUUACGGCCCGUUUCCAGAAAAGGAGGCGAACGGAGAGCUUUGGGUGAACGUCUGCACAACGCUUCUUGCUGACUUGCGAACAUUCACAAUCCAACGCUUAACUUUGAAGCGGAAGGUUCCUAGCGUCCAAUCCACCGAAACGCACCACAGCGUCAACCCUGUCCCUCGGCCAGUCGAAGUCCCGAAUGACUUGGGACCUUCUCGCCAGCGAAAACCACCAGGUCUGGCGAAGGAAGACUCCGAGCGUUUCCUGGUCGAGACAGUAAUGGACUUUGACACCACUCUCACAGAUGCGAUCGAACGCGUUCUCAGUGAGGCCGAAACCCCCGGGAAGGCCGUUGCGAGUCCGCGUCAGGCCCACUCCCGGACAGUAUCGGUGGGGACGACUUCCUCCGUCAAAUCCGCGCCGCUUGAGAUUGUGACCUCAGGAAAAGGUAGACAUUGGCCCCCUCUUUCCACCUUGUCUCAGUCAGACUGCCGGCAAGCGGUCGUCGGAGCCCUGGAGGAAGUUGUCAAGAGCGUCAACGAUGAUUUGGCCAAGCAUCAACGCGCCCAAGACGUGGAUGGUCACGUCAAGAUCGAUGACCAGACGGCCAGUCAGGAGAUGAAGCAGGACAACGUCCUGCGUGAAGGGGUCAAGAGAUGGCUCCUCAAUGUCGAAACGCGAAGCGUUUGGUAG
Capronia coronata CBS 617.96 is the source of this 3501-nucleotide messenger RNA. RefSeq lists its product as uncharacterized. The record is from RefSeq and is a predicted model, not a curated record. Gene Ontology annotation, molecular function: protein-folding chaperone binding; ATPase inhibitor activity. Gene Ontology annotation, cellular component: cytoplasm. NCBI's taxonomy places the organism in Eukaryota, Fungi, Ascomycota, Eurotiomycetes, Chaetothyriales, Herpotrichiellaceae. The transcript has a single exon. Bases 1 to 3501 code for a protein of 1166 amino acids.